This is a messenger RNA of Amoebophrya sp. A25, 953 nucleotides long. Lineage: Eukaryota; Dinophyceae; Syndiniales; Amoebophryaceae. The record is from the annotation of a GenBank genome assembly.
GGUGUUGUAGAGGAUACUAGCCAUAGAAGCCAAACGCCGCGAUCGUUGGCAGCUCAAAUUUUGAUGGUUGCUUAUCCUGGCUACGAGGAGUUACAACUACUGCAUGAAGAGUGCUCAAUUGCUGACUUGCAGCAGUCUAGUCUACUCCUAGACUACUCCGCGUCAAAUUCUAGUUUUCUAGACCUGCCACCGAUGUAUGACGGCGUCCGGAGUUUGCGUUCGGCGCGUAGUGAGCGGAACAUUACUUUCUCGGAAGUAGUGUUGGGGCGAGAACGAUCGUUGACGCACCGCGAAGAAGAAGAAAGGCUAGUUCGCGGCCUACAUCAAGAAAAUUACAUAGGCGGGAACGUCGAUGUGGAAGAGGAAGACGAGCAGGGCUAUAAAAACAAGGGGCGCGAUGGUGGUGAUGAGUAUCAACAUGACUCUAGAACAAGCAUGAAGAUGAUGAAGAACGGAUACCAUCACCAAGAUCAGCGUGGAGGAGACCUUCUUCAUCCUAGUGGAGCACCAGCUGUCGAACAAAGGACUUCUAGAGACACGUACCACUCUUUUGGACUACGUGGGAGCGGCAACAAGGUUCUUGGAGUUCUCUCUCGACCUAGCAGUGUUGGAAGUAAUUCAAAUUCAUCCGCGAGGAAAGAACAAACUGCCUCGUCAACCGCUUCUGGGACCUCGAGCGGUACUUCUCCCAUGUAUCAACAUUCAAGUCCUGGUGGCCUCCAACAUCAGCAUGAUAAUGUUGACCAACAACAUCUCCAGCAACAGCAGCAGCAGCAUAGAGAUAGAGCUGCAGGAGGAGGGGCGGACCAACGACAUGAUCAUAGAGAGGAUAGAGCGGUAGACCAAGUACAUCAUAGAGGGGAUAGAGCGGUAGACCAACAACUACUACCUAGAGUAGAUAGAGUCGGAGGAGUCUCGCGAGGAGCGUCUAGCAGAGUGCUGUUCCAACCUGG